AUGUGGACGACAGUGCGGCGCGGGUCAGCCUGGCUGGGGACACUGCACUGCGCGGAGGUGCGGAGACGCAAGCCGAGAGGCGGUGCGGCGCGUGCGCACAAGGGCGCCGCGGGAAGUUGGAAAUACUCAGGCCGGGCAGCUGGUCCCGCGGACCGCGGGCGCAUGGGAUCCGCGACAGUCCUGGCGCGGCGGCUGCGGGCGGCGCUGCGGGAGGAGGAGUUGCGGGCCGUGGAGGAGCUGCUGCGCCGUGGUGCUGACCCUAACUUGGUGCUCGAGGAUGGUGCGGCGGCCAUCCACCUAGCGGCCAGAGCCCAGCACCCGCGGAGUCUGAGUUGCCUCGAGGCCCUGCUGCGCCGAGGCGGGGACCCCAACGCUCGAUCGGCGGAGGAGCUGACGCCGCUGCACGUGGCCGCUGCCUGGGGCUGUCGCCGCGGCCUGGAGCUGCUGCUGAGCCAGGGAGCGGACCCCGCGCUGCGCGACCAGGACGGACUCCGGCCUCUGGACCUGGCUGAGCUGCAGGGGCACCAGAAUUGUGCGCGUGUCCUGCGGGAGCUGGAGACUCGGACCAGGACCCCUACUCCGACCCGGGCAGACCCCCAGGAGCCAGAACCAUCACCUGCUCCAGGCUCAGGCUCCUGGGGAAAGGGGCUGGAUACCAGCCCCUCUGGAACUCCCAAUGUGACGCUGGACUCCACAACACCUGACAGAGGAGAUGGCAAGGACAUGAGCCUGAAGGCUGGCCUUGGACCCCCCAGCCUCCUCGGUCACCCUGCGACUGCUGGCACACAUGACAGCUUGGAGUCCCCCCGAGGGCACUGGGACUGCAGCUCAGUGGCCUCCUUUGUCACCGCGGUUGAGGCCUCUGGAGCUGAGGACCCAACCGGCCACACUUCCUCCUGCGCUGAUGUCCAACCCUCCCAGGGGGUGCCAAGAUCUUCAGGUGCCCCACCGCAGGAACAUCGAGCCCUCGUGGAAGGCAGGGAGGCAGAACUAAGUGCCCGUAUGCAGGCCCUGACUCUGACCUUGCCAGAUGACUCCCACUCCCCCAAGUUCUUCCCAGACAGGAGCCCAACCCAUAAUCCCCCUUUGGAACCACUGCCUGAACCCUCUGACUUCCACAUCUCCAAAGACGACCAGUUGUCCCUCGACGGUGACGUGGCCGCCCUCUGGCUGACAGAGGAUGAGGCGAGCCCCACAGGUGGCAGGGACUCCGUCUCCUCUUGCCAGUGCCCUCCAGACUCCACCAUGUCUGACCGGGAGCUGCUGCAAGAGCUCCUGGCACUUGGCAAGAGCCCUGGCCCCGUCACGUCCCUCACCCGACCAUACUACCUCCGACGGCUGAAAGAAGCCCAGGCUGCCCCUGGCCCAGAAUUUUCAGGGCACAGCCCAGAGCUGGCCGAAGCCCUGCGGACGGGCCAUAUCCCAGACGCCCAGGCUGAUGAGGAUGCACUUGCCAAGCAGUUUGAGCGGCCAGAUCCCACCAGACGGUGGCGGGAGGGGGUCAUGAAGUCCAGCUUCACGUAUCUCCUGCUGGACCCCAGGAAGACUCAGGACCUGCCAGCCCAAGCCUUCUCACUGACCCUCGCUGAAUGCCUUCGGAUUUUUGUGAAUGCCAUCUUCUACGUGGGCAAGGGAACACGGGCCCGACCAGAUGUCCACCUCUGGGAGGCCCUUAGCCACCGAAGGCGACCAGGAAAACAGGCCUGCCCCAAGGUGCGCCGGAUCUUAGACAUUUGGGCCAGUGGUCGCGGUGUUGUCUCCCUGCAUUGCUUCCAGCAUGUGGUCCCUGUGGAGGCUUAUACACGAGAAGCAUGUCUUGUAGAUGCUCUAGGGAUCCAGACGCUAACCAACCAGAAGCAAGGACACUGCUAUGGAGUGGUGGCUAGCUGGCCACCGACACGGCGCCGCCGCUUGGGGGUGCAUCUGCUGCACCGCGCCCUCCUUGUCUUCCUGGCUGAGGGGGACACGGGUUCGAUCCCUGGCCCAGGAAGAUCCCACAUGCUUCAGAGCAACUAA
Hippopotamus amphibius kiboko is the source of this 2016-nucleotide messenger RNA. It is a transcript of the gene ANKLE1, whose product is annotated as ankyrin repeat and LEM domain containing 1. The coding region runs from base 1 to 2016 and encodes 671 amino acids. The record is from RefSeq and is a predicted model, not a curated record. The transcript has 10 exons. Gene Ontology annotation, molecular function: endonuclease activity; protein binding. Lineage: Eukaryota; Metazoa; Chordata; Mammalia; Artiodactyla; Hippopotamidae.